GUCUGUAACCGUUUAUAAAACAGGUACAGCGCCUGAUGCAAGCUGCCCGUUACCUUGGCACCAAGGGGAGAAAAACGUUGACCCUGUGAGCCUACUGCCGCUGUCCUCGGGGACGCGGGACUGCUCGUGGGUCACGCUGGGGCCGAGCCGCGGCGAGGGGUGUCCCGGAGGGCUCUGAGUAGGGCCUGGGAAACAGCCCUCCGGGGCGGGAGGGCAGCAACCUGCCCCGGGCAGUUGAACUGCCGCCGGCUUCAUGCAAACUUGUGACCCUGGAAAUUAGCUUGGAGUUCGAAGUGCUUCGUUUCCCUGAUUUUCUCUUCCUUGCUGGGCACGCACCGUGGCUCUGGUCUGCAGUGGCUAGUGCCCGCAUCGCCAGGGAGGUCUCUGACAACUGGAGUGCUCAGCAUAUUAGCAAGCUUGAGUUUGACUGCCAAAAUUUAGGAGACCCAAAAUAAACUAUGUUUUCAACAAUGUUUUUUUCUGUAUGUCUUCAAAGGACAAAUAAUUAUGUGUGGCAUGUCUACUGGGAAUAUUGUGAAGCAGCACAUUUAUUGGUUAUCCAUUGGAAGUGUCUUUACGAUUCGAUUCUGUAUUUUUCAACACUGAGGCAAUCGGGUACUGGAAGAGACUACCCAAGUAUAUGUAAAUUAUUAAUCAUAUGGACUUCUAAUAUCAAGAUCAGAUGUUUUUCAAUGAUCCAGAGCAACUACAAGCUAGAGAGCCGUAGCUCCACUGGUGGUACAGGGAACCUGGGUGUUUUGCUGCUAACGUUGGUCUUAUUACAGCACCUGCAUUGGUCCCUAAAAUAGCUCAUGAGUCAGAUUUUCAAACAAGCUCAGCAUCUUUGUGGGCACUAACGUUUGGGCCAGUUUUCUAAGAGCUCUGCAUACUGUGUCUGCAUACAGUACAAAAAGCUUCUCUGAAAAAAACCUAGUCCUUCUCCAUCUGACCAGACAUGAAGCCGUUCUCCUGCCUUUAAAUACAAUCCUUUGUGAGGGGAUGUAUCCAAACACUGUUACUGUGAGUGGGUCUUCACUACCUUGCUCACUGGGGAAAUAUGGCUGGCCUCACAAAUCAGCUGCCGUCAUUUUCAUUGCGGUUUCUCUAGGAUUUCACAAUUGCAAAGAGCCCCUUGGGCUUUUCUGCCUUCUAUAGUACUGUGUUCUUGGCAGGUCCCUGGUGUGGGAAGGAGGCUGAAGGCAGGUAAGUGCAUUUCUCCUGGGUGUGGUAGGCCACGAGUGAUGGGGAGAGGACCCAGCCAGCCAGUCCUUGCUGUAUCCAGAGCCUGAGAGCAUGUGCCGUUAUUGGAGAUGACCUUCCUGGCGUUUGAGUGUAUUCACUCUGAACUUGUAACAUUAGUGAAAAGUUAAUAACAUAAAAGUAAUAAUAAGCAAGGAUCCAGUUCAAAAGGAAAUUUAUGCAUUUUCUGAAGAUUUGUGGGAGUUGAUGCAAGCAUGAUAUUAACUUGCAUCUACUCAAUCUAAGCCCGUUCUGUCAGUGAGAUUGCAAAGAUGAGUGUCAUAUCUUUCCAUCCCAGUGUACAUUAUUUUUGCUUUAAAUAAUUUAAAAUAUAUAAAAGACAUAUCCAUUUCCUGUCCAAAGAAGAAAAUUUUUAUAUCCCGUGUCAGUGGUUGGGUGCACACAAAACCAGGCAAAAGCAUGAAAGAGAGAGGUGAGGCUCCACAUUUAAUGCUGACUCUGAAUCUUCAGUUACAUAACUUUGUAUGCUGUUAUCUAAGAUGUACUGUAUUAUCCAUCAUACAUUUUCAUUAAUCUUAUACAGACCAUGUCUAACAGCUUGCAAUUUUCCUUCAUUCUGCUACUUCUCAUUAUUUCCCAUUAGCAUGAUUAUUCACUAUCUUUAUUACCUUUAUGCAGUUAGUAUUUCUCUUGUGAGUGGGCUGAAUCCUCCAUAAGUAGUCGUAUAAACUACAUCAGUGGGGGAUCUAGCUCCAAGCACAUUAAUAGGAGAGAGUUGAGAUGUCAUCUUUAAGACCUGCAUUCUGUAGAGGAAGGAUGAAGUAUAAUUUUAACUAAGGCUGUCCUAGGCUGUCCUCUCAUGUUCAAAAAACAAGUCUGCAUCACCACAUGGCUCUGAUUUACUCCCCUCUGCUACCCUUCCUGCCUCAAACACUCUGCAGGACCUCUAGAAAGACCUCUAUGCAUAAUCCCCCAUCUCUCUGCCUCUUCAUUUGGAAAUCCAGUAAGUCCUGUCAGUAUGUGUUCCUACUGGUACCCAGAUGUGGACUCAGCCACUGGUCCCAGCUUAUCAGCUCUGGUGGUGAGUAUUAAAUGUGCACAGUUCUUGUUCUACCUCACUGUGUCACCAAUACCUUCCACAGCCAAGUUAGGGCUAGUGACAAGGUAGUCCGUAAAGAAUAUCCAUCUGUGAAAAGUUCAAUACCAGGAAUACAAUGUAUUUUAGCUCCACUUCACUGUGUGAGGCAAAUCACUGUGCUCUUGGAGGAACCUACAUGUUCACUGCCCUUAGGUACAUAUAAUUACCUGUACUGCAAGUAAGGGAUAUGUGGCACUUAACUACAAAGGUAAUGUGCCCAGCAGCCAGUCUGGAGAGGUUACAUAUAUUGGCAGGUUUUCACUGUUGUCCAUAAAAGAAAUGGUAGCUUUGACCAAUCAGCUCUGACUCCGUCUGCAUAUUAAAAUGAAAUACUUCAAGGCUGCCUCUGUAUGCUUAUCUAACAAUAAGUAAAAAGUUAAAUAGUUUGGAAAGGUAAUAACUUGAGAGCAAAAUAUACUAAUGUAUUUAAAGACAACACCUCAAAAUUUCAGUUAGUGUAAAAUCUGAGUUACUCCAUUCACUGCCAGUUUCCAGUAGUGAGGAGCUAGCCCUGAGGCACAUCUUCUCAGGGCUCACAGAAUACAUAAGGAGCUUUUUUAAAAAAAUUUUUGAUAACUUUCUUUUCUCUUUUGACUGUUGUGAAGCUGAUGUCUCUUUUUAUUUCUCUAGAGAAGAAGAGACAAAAAAUUGCCAUCUCUGGUAAUUUGUAUCAUUACAUUUCUAGUCUCCAUGGAAACCUAUGUGGGGCUUCACAGUUGGGUAACAUUUCAAUAUGUUACAGCAGAAAUCAGAUGGAGAGAAGAAUGAAUUCUGCACCUUGCCUGUUAAUCAAUUAAAAGUGGUUUUGAAAUUAUUUUCACAUUGUGUUGCAAACUUUACUUAGAGUAAGAAUAGAAGAAAUCAAAGUAAUCAAAUUAAUCUAUUAUGGCCUGAUCCUAUGUACACCUAGGCAUGUAACUGCCACUCAGUUUGAUUAUGAUAGGUAUUGACAUUAAUUUGGAAGAAUUCUUUGGUUUUAGUAGGAUUAUAUGGAUUAAUACUAUGGAAACUGAAAGCAUAAUAGGAAACUGUCAAGUUGACUCUAACAAAAAGCUUGCCAGAGAGGUAGUAACAACACCCUUGUUGUAAUCUAUGUAAGCAAAACAUUUUGAAAAUCAAGAACCUUAAAUCUUUAUGUAUCUCUGUCUUCACUCUUAUUCUUCCACUACUAAGGAAGAAAUAAAGCUCAAAAUUGGUUUCCUCUGAAAAGAUAUGGGAACUUCAUCUACCUGCUUCUUCAGGAUUUCCUUUUUUUAUUCCAAGCUUUAUCAACUUGAACACAAAGGAACAUAGCCUUACUGGGACAGCAGAAGGUGAUACAGAAGAGGAAUAUACAGAAAGAGACCUGUCUAUUUUUGUGACCACAGUCAACCCAUGAAGAAAUACCAUGGAGAAAAUGUAUGCUAGUCGAGAGGAUAUUGGAUAUGAUUUUGGAGAUGACUCAAAGGUUGGAAGUAAGACAAUUAAGCCUAAUCCAAACAUCGAUGGAGGAUGGGCUUGGGUGAUUGUACUCGCUUCUUUCCUUGUGCACAUACUUAUCAUGGGGUCCCAAAUGGCGCUUGGAAUACUCAACAUGGAAUGGCUUGAGGAGUUUAAUCAAAGUCGUGGUUUAACAGCGUGGGUUAGCUCCCUCAGCAUGGGCAUUACACUUAUCGUGGGUCCUUUCAUUGGUUUAUUUAUCAGUAUGUGUGGGUGCCGCAAGACAGCUAUAAUUGGAGGGAUAUUGAAUGCCCUAGGUUGGAUACUGAGUGCCUAUGCCUCAAAUGUGCACUAUCUCUUCCUCACGUUUGGAGUAACAGCCGGCGUUGGAAGUGGCAUGGUUUAUCUGCCUGCAGUGGUCAUGGUAGGGCAGUAUUUUCAGAAGAGAAGAGCACUUGCACAAGGACUCAGUACCACGGGAACAGGGUUUGGAGCUUUCCUGAUGACUGCCUUACUAAAGUACCUCUGCAUCGAAUUUGGGUGGAGGAAUGCCAUGUUCAUCCAGGGCGCCAUCUCCCUGAACCUUUGUGUCUGUGGGGCACUUAUGAGACCACUCUCUCCCCAAGACAUUGUUAAUGAAAAGUACAUUGUGAGAAGUAGUAGUGAAGAUAAUCAGGCAAAAGCUGUGUCCCGUUCUGUGGAGACUAUAAAAUCUAAUGGAGUCCUCAGUGAAGAACCAGAAAAAAAAGAAGAGGCAACAAAUGAAGAAGUGCUGGACAGUGUUCAGCACAUAGAAAUUGGAGGUAAAUUUAGAAGUGGAAGGAAUAUGUAUGUACUGCGCAUUCUUAAGACAGUGAGCCAGCUGAUGGUUACAGUGAGGAAGGGCUUUGCAAUAUGGUACUCCAGCUACUUUGGUGCUGCAUCACUGUUUACUAAUAGAGUAUUUGUGGCCUUCAUAAUUUGGGCUUUGUUUGCCUAUAGUAGUUUUGUCAUUCCUUUUAUUCAUCUUCCAGAAAUAGUCAAGCAGUAUAACUUAUCUCGUCAGAACAAUGUAUUUCCUUUGACAUCCAUUAUAGCCAUUGUUCAUAUUUUUGGUAAAGUGAUCCUUGGAAUCAUCUCUGAUCUCCCAUGCAUCAGCACAUGGAACGUCUUCCUCAUGGCUAACUUUACCCUGGUCACCUGCAUUCUUAUUUUGCCACUAAUGCAAACAUAUGUUAGCCUGGCUGUGGUUUGUGCUCUAAUAGGAUUUUCUAGUGGCUAUUUUUCUCUAAUGCCUGUUGUGACUGAAGAUUUAGUUGGAACUAAACACCUUGCAAAUGCCUAUGGCAUCAUCAUUUGUGCCAACGGAAUAUCUGCAUUGUUUGGACCGCCCUUUGCAGGUUGGAUCUAUGACAUCACAAAUAAAUACGAUUUUUCUUUUUACAUAUCUGGCUUGCUAUACAUGGUGGGAAUAGUAUUUUUACUUAUACAGCCUUGUAUUCAAAAGAAACAACCAAGAGAAAAAUCUACAGAAGAAGCACAAGUAUAGAACAAAUAUUCCAGAAGUUUUUUUAUGUAAUUUUUUUGUUUUCAUAUUUCUAUUGUAAUGACAGUAUGAAGCUGUUUUUCUUACGGAUCCAACCCCAUUGAGCUGUACUUAAGUGAAAAGUGAAUGUGCUCCAAAAUGCUAACUAGUCUAAACUAUUAGAAAUAUGCUUUUAAAAUGAGUUAAGAUAUUUUACUUUAGAACUAACAAGACAGCAAUUAGAAGCACCCUGCUAGUCUUUUAAAUUUGGAACGAUGCUAAGAGCCCUUACCCUUGCUUCUCUUUUAACUUUUCACCACUACCCAGUGGUGAAACUCCAUUGACUGCAAUGCAGUUACUCCUGAUUUACACUAGUCCUAGAAGAAAAUUUGAUCAGGAUAUGAAUGAUUUAUAAAAGUCCUUCCUGCUAUGUAUUCUGUCUGAUAAAAGAGUAGUUACUGAGUAUGAGAAAAUUAUUGUAUUUCUUACCUGGCUAGUCAAGUAUUGUUGAAAUGCUAGUACAAAAAUUCAGUUAAUUCAGUGUAUUAAAACUACUAUUUCUGUGAUGUACAACUGAAGAAAAGUUCUUAUAUUUUUCUGAAACAACUCUCUACUUCAAGGAUUUUUUAUUUUAUUUUUUUAAAGUAUCAACUGCAUAAUAAAGUAGCCAUCCUCAUUACAUAGGCUGCAUUAUAAAUGCUGUGACUCUUAAUGUACCUGAAGUAAACAAACAUAAAAGCAAAACUAGGCAACAUACAGAAAACAUUGUUAUUCACAAAUUGGAAAAUGUUUCCAGAAACAGUUUGAAGUUUCUGGCUGCUUAACCUAAUUAGAGGUAUUACAGAACUUUGUAAUACUGCCAUUGACCCCUUCCGUGAGACUUUUUUGUCAAGUAAACAGUACUAAAGAAACAGAGUUGGGCAAAACUGGCCAAAUAUAGUUUUAGAAAGAACUGGACUACAGCACACUAGAUUUUGUUACUAUUAAUAACAAAAACAUGUAUUAUGAGCAGUUGUGUUGUUGCUCACAGUGUAUGCCAUGAACUGUCUAAUACUGGUCACAUUUGAGAUGUUUAUUCACUAGAAAAUUAGAUAAUGCAGAGCAUGAAGGAGCUAAAGACCAUUUAAAAUAUUCAAAUACAUUUUCUUAAACAUUAAGCACCUGGUAAUCAAUGCAGAAUGUUUCGUAUGGUGGUACAAGACAUACUUUUUUCAGUUUUGAGAGGUGAGUCUGAUGUUAAUUUUCCUAUCAGCACGGGUGGUUAAAAAAAAGUUCUGAACGACAACUUGUAUUGUUCUAUAUUGCAAUUCACCAGCUUCUUAGUUUUGCACUUCUACAACUGUUGGCAGGGACAUACUUUAAAAUAAAUCACUGAAAUGAGCCAAGUUAAAAAAGAAAACCUUAAGAAAACCUCAAACUGCUUUAAGGUUUAGAUCAGUUCAUUCAUGUAAGAUAGUUAUGUAAGGCCUUUAAAAUUCAUAUUAAAACAACUGAGUUGGCAAUGAACUACAACACAUGGUGUGAACAUGCAGUCACUAAUUUCUUAAAAUCAGCUUUUUUUGUUAGAGAAAAUAUUCUUGUAAACUACACUUUCACAUCAGUUCUUUUGUUAUAGGUUUAAUGUCUUCUUCAUGUGAAUGCUGCUGCUAACUUAUUUUAACUGAGCUAUCUUUUAUUGGUGAAAUAUAUGUAUUGAAGUAAAGAUUUCCCUCAAUUUCCUCUGCCUUUUUGAAAGAUAUGUACCCUUUAUACUUAGAUCUUCCCUUCACCUUUUGUCAAAAUCAACUUUAUUUGCAUAUUACUGUAAUGAAUAAUAUGUUGUUCACUUGUGAGAUCUGCAAUAUAUCUUUCUAUAGAAGUCCUUACUGAGCCAUAUGAUGGGAAUAAACUUACCCCAAAUUUCA
Tyto alba (common barn owl) is the source of this 7165-nucleotide messenger RNA. RefSeq names its product solute carrier family 16 member 14 (gene SLC16A14). Bases 3726 to 5285 code for a protein of 519 amino acids. NCBI's taxonomy places the organism in Eukaryota, Metazoa, Chordata, Aves, Strigiformes, Tytonidae. Gene Ontology annotation, biological process: monocarboxylic acid transport; transmembrane transport. The record is from RefSeq and is a predicted model, not a curated record. The transcript has 5 exons. Gene Ontology annotation, molecular function: monocarboxylic acid transmembrane transporter activity.